UUAAAAUUAUACACUGUUUCAGGAUUCCUAGUGCGAUGGUGAUUUGAAUAAUGUAUCAGUCGUAUUGCAUUUUUGAGUAUGCUGUUUGAAGAAACUUUAAGAAACAACACCUUCUAUAGCGACAACAUUAGCGACGGCAACAAUUACAGUCGACACGAUGAUCCAUGGGGCCCGUGGGGCCCGAGGAGAGACCCGCUACCGGUCGUCGUGCCCGUGACGCUCAUCUACACUCUGAUAUUGGCCACGGGGAUCGUGGGCAACGUGAGCACAUGUAUAGUGAUCGCCCGAAACAAGUACAUGCACACGGCUACCAAUUACUAUCUGUUCAGUCUUGCCGUGUCCGACCUGCUGCUGCUGUUGUCCGGAUUGCCGCAGGAGAUUUACCAAACAUGGUCCAGGUAUCCAUAUGUGUUUGGAGAGAUGUUUUGCAUAAUCAGAGGGUUUGCAGCGGAGACGUCGACGAAUGCUACUGUAUUGACAAUUACAGCGUUUACCAUUGAAAGAUAUGUUGCAAUUUGUCAUCCGUUUAUAUCACACACAGAAUCCAGUCUGCCGAGAGCAUUUAAAUACAUAUUAAUAAUAUGGGUCAUAGCGCUGACACUUGCUUUUCCUCAGGCCAUACAGAUGGGACUCGUGUACGGUCGUGAACAGGACGGCACGAUCAUACCAGAGCUGUCCACGUGUGCGCUGGCCAACAAGUUGCCGUACUCGUUCGAACUGUCUUCGGUACUGUUCUUCCUGGCUCCGUGGACGCUCAUCGUCGUCCUGUACAUACUCAUCGGCCUCAAGCUGUACAAAUCCAAGCGCGACUCGUCGAGGACAACGUGCUCGGCCCACUGCCGGCACACCGCAUGCCUGAGUUCCACCAACACCAGGGCCACCGGGCGUGUAGUAAAAAUGCUUGUUGUCGUGGUGGUGGCCUUUUUUGUCUGCUGGGCGCCAUUUCAAGCGCAAAGACUGGUUGCCAUCUACGGAGACGCUAAUCACGAGGACUAUUCGAGCACUUCGAAAAUCGAUUUAAACGUCUAUCAGGUGCUGAACUACGUAUCGGGAAUCUUGUACUACUUGUCAGCCACUAUAAACCCACUUCUGUACAAUCUCAUGUCGUACAAAUUCCGGACUGCUUUCAAAGUGAGUAGAGGAAACUUGGAGAUCUUGCAAAGGGGCCAGUGGAAUAAGUCCCGAUCACGGCAUGCCCACAUUGGACUACAAAUGGCAGAGACACCACAGCCAUAGCAGAAGCUUCAGCAGUAGUCAUUUUGACGAGGUGAAUUCGAUGAAACGACUGAUGGCCAACAAGUCCUGGCAACCCACGAUCGUAGCGAUCAACGAGACCGGUGACACAGGUACGUCAUCGGCCGUGGACAAGUCACUGCGGUUUCCACACAAAAUGAUCUUCAGCAAACAAGACGCAAUCAAAGAAAACGGCACGGCAAUUCUGGAAAACGGAAUUACUGUUGGCGUGUUGACCAAUAACAACAGGACAACCACAAUGCUGAUGACGCCGAAUUAAAUUUAGUGUUCCUACUUAGCGUUACCUGCCCAGGAUGUCAUAACCAGAAAUGCUCACGAAAGAUAUUAAAACCAGAGAUUGGUACUUGUUUGUUAUAGUGGAGGCCAUAGUAAACCCCAUUUCCAUAUACGACCGUGUCUCUACACUUUAAUUUAUUUCCUCUGUUAGGUUAUUAUAUGUUAAGGAAAUUUGCAUUUCCCGCCGGAUCGACGAUGUGUAUAAACAUACUUGGAUUCCUAAUUGAUUCCAUGCGGAGGACAACAAGAGAAAUACAGAUUAGGUAUUAAAAAUAAGAAACACAAUAAUAAUUAUAGUAUACUCGUGUAGUGGCUCUAACAGAGUUCAUACAUUUUUUGAAUGAGGACUAUUUCAAAAUAAAUAAGUCAGUCAUAAUAUUAUUCUACUGUAAUUUUUUUAUUUUAAGUCCUCCGUAAGAUAUUUAAGAAAGUAAAAUAAAAACUUUGGAUUUGUCACAUUUCCAAUUGUACCAGACAGACACUUCUAUCCCCUGAAUAUGCAUUAAAUCCUCACUUUUGUGUUAUACAGCACGUUUUAUAUUGUAAAUAACAUAUUUAGAUUAUUUCCGAUGCUCGUAGCAAGUUCAUAAAACAUUUUAACAAACAAAAUUAAAAUAUAUCUUCUUAUUGUGGUUACUUGUUAACCGCGGCGAUCACUUCUAUUUCGACUUUGGCGUCCUAUAAAAAUAAACAUACAAAAAGAUUUAUCAUCACAUAAUUUAACAGCCUGAGUGACACGAAUAUAAUUUGGUUAUUAUAUUGACCUCCGAAAAGAAAGAAGCCACAAGUGUUUUCAGUACUUUUCACAUAAAUAGUGACAGAAAAAAAAAACACUAACUAUAAUUUAUCACAUCAAUGGUGUCUUAAAGUCAGUUUUGUUUAAUACUUACUAAAGGCAAUUUGGCCACUUGAAACAUUGCUCUAGCCGGAUAUGGCGGCACAAAAACUGUUAAAUAGAAAAUAAAGAGACAAAUUAUUGUUUUUAAUCAGUACUUAGUGCUAUCUAUUUUGAAAUUCAAAUGAGCCCGCAUAAUUACAUUGCUUGUAAAUCUCGUUCACCGUCGGGCCGUCUUUUAUGUCAGCUAACAGAACCGUGGUCUUAACGACUGGAAAUAAUAAAAA
This is a messenger RNA of Acyrthosiphon pisum (pea aphid), 2652 nucleotides long. RefSeq names its product pyrokinin-1 receptor. The record is from RefSeq and is a predicted model, not a curated record. Gene Ontology annotation, biological process: neuropeptide signaling pathway. Gene Ontology annotation, molecular function: neuromedin U receptor activity. The transcript has 7 exons. Gene Ontology annotation, cellular component: plasma membrane. Lineage: Eukaryota; Metazoa; Arthropoda; Insecta; Hemiptera; Aphididae. Bases 79 to 1236 code for a protein of 385 amino acids.